This is a messenger RNA of Dermacentor silvarum, 698 nucleotides long. RefSeq names its product collagen alpha-2(IX) chain-like. The annotation marks the transcript as partial. Lineage: Eukaryota; Metazoa; Arthropoda; Arachnida; Ixodida; Ixodidae. The transcript has 9 exons. The record is from RefSeq and is a predicted model, not a curated record.
GCAGCGGUCCUCUCGGUCCGCCAGGGCCUGCGGGCCCAAAGGGAGACAAGGGUGAUCUGGGAGGUCCUGGUCCCCUCGGCAGAGACGGACUUCCAGGAGCCAGGGGACUUCCAGGACCGCCAGGACCCGUUGGACCACCAGGAGAGGACGGAGACAAGGCGAACUCCGGCCUCCCUGGUCAGAAGGGGCUGAAAGGUUCAAAGGGUGACAUGGGACCCCCCGGUGUGGCUGGGCCUCAAGGACUGAGGGGAGAGCCUGGCGUACCCGGCUCAGAAGGCGAGCAAGGUCCUCCGGGUCCCGCCGGACCUCGAGGAAGCAAAGGAGAGGAUGGUCCCAUCGGAGCCAUUGGUGCUGCCGGGGCCCCGGGACCACAGGGCCUUCCUGGUCCCCGCGGUGGGAAAGGUGACAAGGGAGACGUAGGCAAGAAGGGGCCUCCUGGACCGGCGGGAAUGCCGGGCGAGCCGGGCCCUGCAGGAGCUAAGGGCGGCGAAGGCAUCCCUGGUUCCCCAGGACCUGAAGGUCCUCAGGGUCAGAAGGGUGACGACGGACUACCCGGACUUCCGGGCCCUCCGGGCAAAGAUGGCGAACCGGGACCAAGAGGUCCUCCGGGCCCUAAGGGAGAAGAAGGGAAGAUCGGUCUUCAGGGUGCGCCUGGUGUCAAGGGACCUCCGGGGCUUGAAGGGCCGAAAGGCUCACCC